Spirometra erinaceieuropaei is the source of this 418-nucleotide messenger RNA. The record is from the annotation of a GenBank genome assembly. Lineage: Eukaryota; Metazoa; Platyhelminthes; Cestoda; Diphyllobothriidea; Diphyllobothriidae.
AUGGAUCGGUGUGCGCCCAUUCCUGACUGGAUAUACAUCCACAACGAAAUCUACCGACGCCGACUGGAUACCAUAAUUUUACACGACAAUGCACCUGUCCAUCGUUCUAGAGAAGUAUGAAUCUAGUAACGCAUUUAACCGUAAUUUGACUUCUUAGACAACAGCCAGCCUGUCCGCAUGUGGGCUCCAGUCGAUUUUCAGUCCUGCCAACAGUCCAGAUCUCAAUCCCACCGAAAAUCUCUUCGCACUUAUCAAAAGACUCUGGCAUAAGGCGAAUAAGAAACUGUCCAUGCAUGAAAAACUUGAUUUUAUUCUGGACAAUCACAUUGAACAGGCCACUGUAGACAACUUGACUAUCUCCAUGCCUGGGAGACUUACAGCCGUGAUUGAUGCAAAUGGACAAUCAACAAGGUACUGA